Pseudogymnoascus verrucosus is the source of this 4218-nucleotide messenger RNA. RefSeq lists its product as uncharacterized. Lineage: Eukaryota; Fungi; Ascomycota; Leotiomycetes; Thelebolales; Thelebolaceae. The transcript has 2 exons. The record is from RefSeq and is a predicted model, not a curated record. Gene Ontology annotation, molecular function: RNA binding. The annotation marks the transcript as partial.
ACGACCACAUUUACACUCUACUCUACUCUACUCUACUCUACGCUACGGGCUACGGAGAGUCCACACUUUACUCUACUCUCUACUACUACCAAACCGCACCACUACUACCAACCACACCACACACCCCAAACCUUCAAACCACACCACACCUUCAAUCCUUCCCUCCUUCCCCCAAUUCAACUUCACUUCUUUCGAAUUUUUAAAAUCCUCCCUCCCACCACCAAUCCUUAGGGAAUAUAUGAUUCCUGUCCAUCGAUUCCCAUCUGGGGCUAUCAUACUAUUUUAAUAGAUCCGUUUCUGUUUCUACUACGACCUACUACUACUACUACUGCUACUUACUACUCCUUGCUAUACAUACUACACUACGUACAACUUGCAACACUACUUCUAUACUGCACUACUACUCUUGCAUCCCGAAUUCAACCACCCAAAAAAGCUAUCAACGACUCUUUAUGACGACAGACCGGCCUUAAUAUUCCAUCUAUAUUAAUUCGAAGAAAUUGCCCAAGACGGCUUGCCAUCGAUCCUGCUGUUCCACCAUCCAGACGCCCUGAACAAAAGUUGGCCGUCUUUUUGGAGACACACUUCACUUCAACACCCACACCACACCCUUUGCUACCCGCACGCACCGGUGCUGCUGCAAAUUAUAUAUAAAUGGCUUCCUCGCGGUCAGAGCACCCUUCACUGGGAUACCUACCGCCGUCAAUGAUGCUCCAACCUCGCUCGGGCUCAUCCACAGGGAACACAUCGCCCAUCGAGCUACCCAAUUCCUCCUCCGCUAGAUCUCCCUUCGGCAACCCACCUGGCCUGACCUCAGUCGGCAAGAUGGCCGGCAAUUCGCGCUCUGGAGCUGGCUCUCCAUCGCACGAGCUUGGUAGUGCCAGCAGGCUGUUCUCAAAGAGGGCUCGCGAGAUCCAGGCACAAGGGGGCGUCCCGGUCAAUGUCUGGGGACCACCGACCAGCGGGAACUCGACUCCGCUCCGUGAGAAUAUCCCCGAAUCCCCGACGGAUGGCUUCCCGGAUUACAUACAGCUGCCGACCCCCGAGAGCCUGCCGCAGGGCCGUCGUGCGAGAGCAGGGACGGUGCCGUCUCGGUUCGCUCCCGGCGCUCCGCUGGGAGGACUGGGUGGACUGUCGUCUCUCGGAUCGAAGACGUCUCGUCCGUCGCCGUCACCGAGUCCUUACAAGUCUCCCUCGCCUGGCUUGGGCGAGAUUGGAGAUCACAGCUCGGCGUCGAACAAUGCGGCGCUGCUGUCCCGUCUCAGGGCUGGAUCAGUACCGCAGCACAUCUCCAACUUCUCGUCGACGACACAGUCGGGCAGCGGUCCGUUCGGACCGUCUGUCUUCUCUACAAACUGGACUUCGGGACGGGAGAGGACGUCUACGCUGGCAAGCAUUGCGAGUCUAGGAUCGAACGGGCCGAAUUCUCCCACGCAGUCUUCGUUCUCCAAGGAAGGCACUGGCGAGAACGAUAUGCAGAUGAGGACGCUGGAUUACCUCGGACUCGCAGACACGCCGCAGCCUCCGAGGGCUACGCUUGCUGCUAACCCGUUCUUGGCGAACAUGAUCGAUGCGAACAGACAGGCCAGCCGAUUCCGCUCGUACUCGGUGAACGCAACAGAGAAGUACGCUGAUGAGGAGGAGGACGACUAUGGUACUGGGAGCAUGACACCGUACGAGGCACACCAGGCGCGUCUGCAGUAUGAGGUUGCGCAGACACAUGCUGCGAUCCAGCAGCACAAUCUUGCUGUGCAGGCGUUCGCCAACCAAGCGUCGACGAAUCGCCCUCGUGCGAGAACCGCGGGUGUUCUUGAGUCGCCCGGACCAAGAGGCCUUCUGCGGAACUACUACCCCUCCUCUCGUCUGGAGAACAGCAUUAGCGUAGCUGAUCUCAGGGACUCGGCCGAGUACGACGGCUUGCCAGAGGCAGUCCAGGCGCUAAACCUGGGCUACACCAACGGCCAGACUAGCUCGACCCAUCUCACAGCCGACGAAGCCAAUCUGGAAGGACCGACCCGCGCCCUGUGGCUCGGCAGCAUUCCGUCAUCGACCACGACCUCGACCCUGACGGAAAUGUUCAAGUCCCACGGCGCCAUCAUCUCGGCCAGAGUCCUGACGCACAAGAAUUGUGGGUUUGUCAACUUUGAGCGCCUCGAGAGUGCCAUCUCGGCAAAGGCGAUGAUGAACGGAAAGGAGAUCUUCCCCGGUGCUGGACCCGUCAGGAUCAACUUCGCCAAGCCACCGUCUUCUAACGGCACACCGGGUCACGAUGGCGCUUUCCCAUCUCCAUCUCCUGAUCCAUUCUCCCAGGGCCAGGAGAACGGGAGCAGAUCCCGCAACGGCACCCCCGCAAACGCCGGGGCUAUUUCUCGUCCAAGCACCACACCCCCUACCGUUCCGCGCCUCCAAGACAUGCGCAGCGAGAUCCUCAGCAUCGUCAAGGACUUCAGCGCCACAGACGAGGAGAGGCAGAAGAUCGACGUGAUCCUCCAGCAAGCCCUCCAAUACGACGGCUACGACAACGACAUCCCCCCCGUCGCCGAGCCCUCCCUGAACCGCAUCCACGACGCCCCGAAACUCCGCGACAUCCGCAAGCGCAUCGACAACAACAGCUGGUCGCAGUCCGAGAUCGAGAAUAUCGCCAUGGAGAUGCUUCCCGAGGUCGCGGAGCUCUCCUCCGACUACCUCGGCAACACUGUCGUGCAGAAGCUGUUCGAGUUCUGCUCCGACCCGGUUAGGGAUGCCAUGCUCGCCGAGAUCGUCCCGCACAUGGCUGAAAUCGGCGUCCACAAGAACGGCACCUGGGCUGCGCAGAAGAUCAUCGACGUCUGCCGUCUCCCGACCCAGAUGUCCUCAAUCGUCGAAGCCGUCCGCCCUUACACCGUCCCGCUCUUCCUAGACCAGUUCGGGAAUUAUGUCCUCCAGUGCUGUCUCCGCUUCGGGUCGCCAUACAACGAUUUCAUCUUCGAGAUCAUGCUUACCAAGAUGUGGGAGAUUGCGCAGGGACGGUAUGGGUCCAGAGCUAUGCGCGCGUGUUUGGAGAGUCACCAUGCUACGAGGGAGCAGCAGCGCAUUCUGGCGGCGGCGAUUGCGCUUAAUAGCGUCCAGUUGGCGGCUAAUGCUAAUGGAGCCCUUCUGCUCACUUGGCUCCUCGAUACGUGUACCUUCCCCCAGCGCCGCACUGUGCUAGCGCCGCGCCUGGUUCCGCAUUUGGUGCACCUCUGCACGCACAAGGUGGCGUACCUCACAGUCCUGAAAGUGAUCAACCAGCGCAACGAGCCCGAGGCACGUGAUAUCAUCUUAGAAGCCCUCUUCUUCUCCCCCGACAACAAAGUCCUGGAAGACAUCCUAACCGACCACAUCUGCGGCCCAACGCUCAUCUUCAAGGUCCUCACCACCCCCUUCUUCGACGAGAACAUCCGCGCACAGGUCGUCGAGAAUAUCCGCAGCGUCCUGGUGAAACUCAAGGCUCAGCCGGGUCAGGGAUACAAGAGGUUGAUGGAUGAAGUAGGCCUGCCUACCCGUAACGGCAGCACGGGACCGAGGGAACACACGCAUUCCCAGGAGCGCGCGCCGAGAUCUGCGCCGCAGACUCAGGGUCAGACGAAUGGUGGCGGUGGUGGCGGUGGACAGCAGCAGCAGCAACAUCACCAUGCGGAUCUGCGCCAACAGCAACAGCAGCAGCAGCAGCAACAACAACACUCCCCACAACCGCAACAUCACAUCCACCAGCAACAACACCAGCAACAGCAGCAGCAGCAGUCUCUCCCCCAACAGCAGCAACAACAGCAGUACUCACAAUACUACACCCAACAACCCACUCUCCCCCUCCCCCUCCCCCAUCCAGCAUACGACAUGCAACGCACACCCUCUCUCGAACCGCUCCCCUACCCCUCUCCCUACUCGCUCCCGCAGUCCUUCGGCGCCGUCCCUAUGCCAGCGGGCUAUAACCAGCUCCUUGUUAGGGGGGCGCCGGUGGGGAUGCAGGGGAUGGGCGUUGGUGGGUUCGGGGGUUACCCGUAUCAGGCUUCGCCGGCUGGGGGGUUGGGAGGGUUAGGACAGCUGGGGGGGUUGGGACAGAUUGGACAGAUGGGCGGACAGAUUGGUGGGGGAAUGGGUCAGUUUGGCGGGGUUUAUGGGUAUGCCGGGCAGCAGCCGGUGGGGGGACAGGUUGGGCAGGGGGGGUAUGGGGGGCAGGAGCAGGGGAGGAGGGGGAGG